Ostreococcus lucimarinus CCE9901 is the source of this 2056-nucleotide messenger RNA. RefSeq lists its product with no specific name. The record is from RefSeq and is a predicted model, not a curated record. NCBI's taxonomy places the organism in Eukaryota, Viridiplantae, Chlorophyta, Mamiellophyceae, Mamiellales, Bathycoccaceae. The transcript has a single exon. Bases 1 to 2055 code for a protein of 684 amino acids.
AUGCGCCGCCGCGCUCGCGAACGCGACCGCGCGCGAAGCGCCGCGGCAUCGCGCGUCGUCGCGCUCGCGCUCGCGCUCGCGGGCGCGGCGAACGCGCGCGCGCGCGCGGCGAACGCGGGCGGGGGCGGACGACCGUCGUUCGAGGCGGCGGUGCUGCCGCCGAGCGCGUUCGCGGGACGGACGAGCGCGGUGACGGUGCACGGUUUGAACUUUUUGCCGGGCCGGGACGCGGCGUGCGCGGAUUGUAACGCGAACGGCGCCGCGACGACGCGGUGCGCGUUCGGAGACGCGAGGGAUAACGGUGCGGUGAGCGCGUUCGAUGGCUCGGACGCGAGCGCGUUUGAGUGCGCGGUGAACGCGGUGGACGGGGCGACGGGGACGCCGAGGCUGGGCUUCGCGCGCGGGAGUUGGAGCGCGAACGGAGGGUACGAUUGGGCGGUGUUCGGGGGCGAGAGCGGGGGGGGGGAGGAUGGCAGCGUGCACUUCAUGAAGAUACCGAGCGUGGAUGACGUCAUCGCGAGCGUGGCACCGAUGGGAAUGCCGACGUACGCGACGGGUGGAGAUUUCGCGCGAGGCGCGCUCGGGUGUUACUUUGAGUCCAGAAACGACGCGGGGUCGUGGGUGAUGCGGGCGACGGGGACGGCGGCGGAGGCGGCCGAACACAGAGGGCUGUUUGUGAGCUCCGCGCUGUAUCGAUGCGAAUCGCCGACGUACGAGAGGACGACGCCGUCCAAGGCGACGCUGGCGCGGUUCGCCGUCGGCGUCUUGGGAAACGACGGCGGCUCGCUGACGAAUGUGGUGAGUUAUAAGGAAAACUACUGGCUCACCCCGGGCGCGGCGACCGUGAGUAGUGGGACGUACGGUCUCACUGGGGGAGAGACGAUCAGCGUCGGAGUGAGCGAUUCGGAUGGAGAUUGGGCAAACAUCGGUUGUCUCGUGGGAACGACGCGCGUGAGCGCGCGGUCGGUGUCUACGUCCACGGUGACGUGCGUAGCCCCUGCGCGCGCGGAGGAUGAUAUUGCGAACGUGCCGAUCAUGGUUGGCGUACGGUAUGCCGAACAGAGCGCGUCGGUCGUGACGAGAUCGACGGACGUGACGACGUACUCGGGCGGUACGCCAAAGCCGACGAGCCCGUACGAACUCCUCAACGACGAGUUAUUCCUAUUCGGUCGCGGGAAACAAGUCAUGCAAGUUUCUUCAGAAGAAGAUUUCACGUGCGUGUUGACUACGGUUGUCGACAACGUGACUUCGGUGUUCAAAUCGACGACGGCGAACGCGUCUCCCUUUGACCAAAUCUUAAACUGUCUCCUUCCUUUGAACGUCGAGGUGGGAUUCGUGGCGAUGGGCAUCACCGGUGGGAAAUACGAGGGCGUGACGCAAGUCAUGUUCGUCGAUCCACCGCGGGCGAUCAGCGCGUCGCCAAGACGAAGCCCGAGCGAAGGCGGUGGCAUCGUGUGGGUGUACGGCUCGAAUUUGAACGCCGGCACCGAUCCGUACUCGUCGUGCGUGUUCACUGCCGACGAGUCGUCGAGUUUCAAAUGGGCAGUGGGAACCGGCGCUCGCGCGAGUUCCGCUCUCGUCGCGUGCGAGCUACCGCCCGCGGCGUCCGUGGUGGUGCAGAACAAUCAGCGAACAACGGCGGUGGCCGUCGUCAUGCGUCCUGCUUCGGCGAGCGCGAACGCCUUGGAUUCGGGAGCUUCGAUCGAGUAUGCCGUAAACGUCGCGUCGGCGUCCAUAUCUCCAGUGCGUGGAUCGUUAGAAGGAGGGACACCCGUGCGCCUGGAUCCGACUAUGACGUGGGUCGUGUCGCAAAGCUCGUCGGGGACGCCAGAUACGGAUGAUUUCGGCACGGGUGGGUGUCGCUUCAGCGCUGUCACCGUGUCCGCGCGCGUCGCCGACUCGGGAGCGAUCGAGUGCGUGUCACCGUCGCUAGGUAACUUUCCGUACGCCAACGCACCGGUCGCGAUCGCGGUGGAUUGGCGAACGAGCUCGUCGCCCCUCGUCUUCUUUACGAGUACGAACACGUUUCUCAACUUUUCAUACGUUCGAUUCUAGC